This is a messenger RNA of Paramecium octaurelia, 1737 nucleotides long. The record is from the annotation of a GenBank genome assembly. NCBI's taxonomy places the organism in Eukaryota, Ciliophora, Oligohymenophorea, Peniculida, Parameciidae.
AUUUUCUAUACACUUAUGUAUGUCAAUCAAAGUCCCUACAGGAAUGUCCCUUAUCAGAACAUACCUACAACCACUAUAUAUGUUGAUCCUAACAAAUACUAAUAGCCGACCAUUUAACAACCGAUUAGAUAUCAACAAUCUCCAAGUACUGAUUAUGGCUAUAGAGAUUCUCAACUUUAACAUCAAUUCCAAGACUUGGCUAAAAAAUAUGUAUGCAUCUAUGUGUGAUUGUUAUUUAGCAAGAUUUAUAGAAUGAAAAUAAUCAAUUAUUAAGAUAGUUGUCAGAUAGGCCAUAGAUUGGUUAGACUGAACUUUUGAAUUAAAAAUUAGUAUUAUUCCAUUAAUCUAUCUAAGCAACACUAUGCAAUUGAGAAUGAUAAACUUAGACAGCAGUUAACAUACACUUACGAGUUGCAAGAAAAGCUAACUCUUGUUACCAAUUAAUUAGAGAAGGUUAACGAAGCAUUGAUGCUUUCCAAUUAAGAGAACCAACACUUAUGCCAGUAAAUAGCUGAAUACAAGAAUUAACAAACUUAUGUGUAUCAGUUGAAUUCGACCAUUCAGACACAAGAAAUUUAAUUACAAUAAAAGUAGGAUUAAUUUAGAAAUUUGCAAUAAGAGAUCGAUUAUUAUCAAUAAAUAUUCUCGUAAAAGGCAUAGGAGAUACAAUAGGCACAAUUAGAGAUCAAUAGAGUGAUUGGCUAAAAUCAAGUUUUAUAAUAAGAAUUGGAAUAGCAGAAAAGAAAUUGUUUGAAAUUAAAAUAAGAGAUUGUUGCUUUGUAAGUAGAACAGAAUAGCUUUAUGUAAUUAAGACAUGAGAAUAUGUAAUUGCAUGAAAAAAAUUAAGAAUUGUUGAGGAACUUUGAAUAGCAAAAGGCCUUAAACUAAAAUCUGAUAAUGGAAUUGAACAAAUCAUAAUAAAUUGAUUCGUAUAUUGAUUAAUUAAUAGAUUAAUUAAAUGAAUAAAGAUCGAAAAUAGAAUAUGCUAGCGCUAGAAUAUAAGAUUAAGCUAAUAAGAUAAAUGAAUUGGAAUUCGUAGCCAAUGAGAAAGCAUAAUUAGAUGUGUAAUACAAUCAUCUAAAACAAAACUACAACAUUAUUGAAAAUGAUUACAAUAAAUUGAAUGAACUAUUAAAGUAGAAAUAAAUUGAAUUAGAGGUCAAUAAGAACACAAAUAUGUAGUACAGUUAGAGACUUUAACAGAAUUAAAUGAAUAACGUUCUCAUUAAUGAACUUAAAUUGGAAAUAGAACAAUGGAAGUCUAAACAAAGUAGAAUGGAAUAAGUGUUCAAUGAUGGUAAAAAGGAAGAUCAAUUUAAACUAAAGUGUCUCUAAGAGCAAAAUACUCAAUUGACAUAAAUCACAGCUGAGAUAUAGGAUAAAUUAUAAUAAAAGGACACUGAACUACAACAAUAAAACAUAAUUUUAUAGGAUACACUUAAAAGAUUGAGAGAGAAGGAAUAAAUCAUUAAUUACAAUUCAAGUAGGCCCAAUGUGGAUUAGGAGGAAGUUUAGGCUCUGAAGAAUAGAAUUAAGCUCUUGGAAUUGAAUGAUGAGAAGAAUUACAGUCUUUAAAAGGAGAUCUAGAGAUUGAAUGCUCAAACUGCUUCUUUAAGAUAGGAACUAGCUACUUAUAAGAAUAGGCAUCACGAUUACUAAUUUAUGGAUGAACAAUUCCAAAAAUCGAAUAAAUAGAUACAGGAAUUAAAGAGCCAUAUAGUGACUUUAUAAAAAUGA